Messenger RNA from Cannabis sativa, 2434 nucleotides. RefSeq names its product DELLA protein RGL2-like. The transcript has a single exon. Gene Ontology annotation, biological process: regulation of DNA-templated transcription. Bases 213 to 2087 code for a protein of 624 amino acids. The record is from RefSeq and is a predicted model, not a curated record. Gene Ontology annotation, molecular function: DNA-binding transcription factor activity; sequence-specific DNA binding. Lineage: Eukaryota; Viridiplantae; Streptophyta; Magnoliopsida; Rosales; Cannabaceae. Gene Ontology annotation, cellular component: nucleus.
CAAAUAUUGCUUUGUAUAAAUAAAAUAAACAAAGCCUGCGGAUUAAAACAGUUCUUUAUUAUUGAUGGUAUCGAAACAUAAUUAUCAAAUCUUAAAAUUAACCAAUGCUGUCCUGCUAAGCAACUCAUGAUAUUUGUGCAAAUAAUAAAACUCAUUAUAAGUACAACAUUGUGCUAUAGCUAUAAUAAUAAGAUACAAUACAGAUAUAUAUUAUGGCUAAUGAUGAUGAUAAGAAUAAUUCUUUCUUCUUUGUUCCACCAUUCAACUUCGAAGAAAUCCAGAACAAUAAUCAUUGCGGCCCUACUAUUACAGAUGAAUUAGAAGUGAUCUUCAAUCCAAAAAAUAAAGACCAUUCAUUUGGAGGAAUGGUGAACAAUAAAGAUGAUGAUGAUCGAUUUGGCUUGUUCUAUGAUCAACAAGAUAACAUGAUGAUGAUGAUGAAUAUGGCUGGUAAUAAAGAAGUACUAGUACCAAAAAUUUUUGCUCAAGAUCAACAAAGACAAGAAUUACCCAAGUCCGACUACUCAAUUUUGGAUGAUUUCGAUGCGAUUUCAAUGAAUUUCGAUGAUCCUCCUCCUCCUCCUCCCUUUGCUUCUUUAGAGUUUCUUAGCCAAUGCGAAACUAGUGGACAUAACAAGCUGAGUAGUCAUAACAAGAACACGACGAUAACAGAAAGCAACACCCAAAUAAUGAAUAGUCAUCAUUAUACGACACGUCGUUCGAAGCUAUCAACUGAAGAAAUCAUGAGAAUUGCCGGAUCAUGCUACAUACGAUUCUCGAGUGUCCAGGGAACAAACGACACCGUUUUGAUGCCCCCUUUUGGAAGCUGUUAUGCUAUCUCCGGUUUAUCCCAUGGCGAAACCAAAGAUGUACAACUAGUCCACCUUCUCUUAUCCGUAGCUGAAAAAGUCAACGACCAACAGUUUGACCAAGCCACCAGACUCCUCCAAAGUCCUCAACUCACUCCCUCUUAUUAUUAUUCCUCAUCACCUAAUAAUAAACCCAACUCAGUCGAGCGAGUUGUCCUCUCUUUCAUUGAAGCUCUUCAACAGAAAAUCGAUUCAGAAACUGGUUUUAUUACUAGAAAAAGAAGAGGAAGAAGAAGAUCAAUGACCAGUACAACUAAUACUACUAAUAAUGACAAAGAUCAAUUAAGUCGUGGUUUGGGUACAAGCAUUUUAAGCGUUACCUGCUUUCAACGACUCCCUUUUCCUCAGGUACUUCAUUUCCCAGCUGUUCAAGCUAUAAUCGAGAGUUUGGAUGAGUUUGAUGAUAAGCUUCAUGUGAUCGAUCUCGAGAUUAGAAGUGGGGUUCAAUGGACACUUUUAAUGAAAGCUUUAGCAGAGCGAAAUGAUAAUAAUAAUAUUAAUAAUCAAGACCGUCCAUUAUUUCAGCUUCUUAAGAUCACAGCCAUUGGUACACCGGAGAAUCAGGUCAAAAUUGAGGAAACCCAGAACCGGUUGACGAAUCUAGCUGAGUCUCUGAACGUACCCUUUUCGUUUAAAAUCUUGAUCUUAACAGAACUGGAUGACAUCAAUGAAGGUAUGAUCGAAACUGAGGAAGACGAGGUUUUAGCUGUGUUCACCUCGUUAUUACUAAGAAUGAUGUUGUAUAAGCCACUGAGUUUGGAGAAAUUGAUGAGAGUUAUUAAAACACUAAAGCCAUCUGUAAUGGUUGUCAUAGAAACAGAAGUUAAUCUAAACGCACCGUCGUUUGCGAACCGAUUCAUAGAAGCUUUGUUCUUCUAUGGGGCUUUCUUUGACUGUUUCGAGACUUGUUUUAAAGAGGAAGAAGAGCUUAAAACGACAAUGGAAGAGGUCUUGGGAAUGGGGAUUGAUAAUAUUGUGAGUAAGGAAAAUGGUGAGAGAGUUAUUAGAAGUGUGAGGAUUGGAGUUUGGAGAGCUUUCUUUGAGAGGUUUAGGAUGGUGGAGAGUAAGUUGAGUGACUCUUCUUUGUACCAAGCUAGCUUGGUGGCUAAGAAGUUUGGUUAUGGAAGUUCUUUGACUAUGGAAAGGAAUGGAAAGGGUUUGAUUGUUGGGUGGAAAGGUACUCCAAUUAAUUCCCUUUCAGUUUGGAAAUUUCUCUAAUGAUUAUUACGUAAACUCUUCUGUCUCUCAACUUUUUUCUCUUUGUUAAUUGUUUAUUUAAAUAUUGGAAGAUACUUGGAAUUUGAAAUAUCUUUUUUUUUUUUUUUAAGAAUAGGUUUAUUCCGGUUGUAGUUACAUAUCGUAAAUUACACUUGUUUUUACAUAUAUUUUUUGAAAUAAAGAUUGUAACUUUUAUUAAAGCAAAUCAACUAUCAAAAUAGCUUCCAAACGAGAAGGGACAGACCCUCUACUGGAAAUACGAUCAAGACAUGAACCAGAAGAAUGAGCUAACCAGUUAGCCGCUUGGUUCUCAGAUCGUUUAACAAACUGGAGUGAAAUAUGAAAAG